This is a messenger RNA of Eleginops maclovinus (Patagonian blennie), 1075 nucleotides long. Its product is annotated as homeobox protein DBX1-B-like. The record is from RefSeq and is a predicted model, not a curated record. Bases 1 to 954 code for a protein of 317 amino acids. Gene Ontology annotation, biological process: regulation of transcription by RNA polymerase II; cell differentiation in spinal cord. Gene Ontology annotation, molecular function: DNA-binding transcription factor activity, RNA polymerase II-specific; DNA binding. The transcript has 4 exons. NCBI's taxonomy places the organism in Eukaryota, Metazoa, Chordata, Actinopteri, Perciformes, Eleginopidae.
AUGAUGUUCCCCUGCAGCGCGCUGCCGCCUCCUCUCUACCCCGCCUUCCUGCGUCCUCCUGCGGCUCUCUCCUCGCCCCUGAACCGGUCCUUGCACUCAGGCUUCCUGGUGGAAGAUCUCCUCAGAUGGAGCCAGCCUGUCAGCUACAUUCAUCGGACUUUUUCUUCCCGAAGUCCCGGGGACAUUCUCCAGCUGAGCGCGGGGCAGGGCGGGCAUCCCCGCCUGCUGGAGCCCGGCACAGAGCACUGUGUGCCGCAGAGCUGCAGCCUGCCGAGCCGCGGGAACCCCGGUUCUCCACAGACCGCCGGCCCGGAGCCCGGAUACCUGAAGUUCGGGGUCAGUGCGAUACUGGCACCGUCCACACGGAGUGUCCAGAGUGUUCAGAAGUCCUUCCCUUUGCCUUUCUUUGAUGGAACCCUUCAUCCCUUCAUCCGAGCGUCCUAUUUCACAGCCUCCUCAUCGGUGAUUCCUGUCCCGGGAACAUUUUCAUGGCCCCUGGCCCCCAGAGGGAAGCCCAGGAGGGGCAUGCUGCGGCGGGCUGUGUUCUCAGACCUCCAGAGGAAGGCCCUGGAGAGAACGUUCCAGAAACAGAAGUACAUCAGCAAACCAGACAGGAAGAAGCUGGCCAGUAAGCUGGGGCUGAAAGACUCACAGGUGAAGAUCUGGUUCCAGAACCGCAGGAUGAAAUGGAGGAACUCCAAGGAGAGGGAGUUGCUGUCCACCGGCGGCUGCCGCCAGCAGACCCUCCCCACCAAAACCAACCCCCACCCAGACCUCACUGAUGUAGGCAGCCCCCCAUGCCACAUGCUGGACAGGACGGCCCCCAUCAGCCACGAGUCACACCUUCACCACCACCUCCAUCAUCUUCAUCACAGUCCCUCCUCCCCGUCAGAGUGCAGCAAACAGUCGGAGCUCUCAGAGUCUGAGCGGGAAGAGGAAAUCACCGUCUCGUAGGACAUUCGUCUGAUUCUCUCCGUUCUCUUUAUAUGGACCCCCCCCCCCCCCAGCGGGAUGAAGGGACAGAAUGUAUGAAAGACACGCUGAAUGGAGUGAAGACUCUGCUCCAUUUCCUCUG